Molecule: messenger RNA, 945 nt
Organism: Ailuropoda melanoleuca (giant panda)
Lineage: Eukaryota; Metazoa; Chordata; Mammalia; Carnivora; Ursidae
Product: olfactory receptor 2T33
Exons: 1
Coding region: 1-945 (314 amino acids)
Biological process (GO): G protein-coupled receptor signaling pathway
Cellular component (GO): membrane
Molecular function (GO): olfactory receptor activity; G protein-coupled receptor activity
Source: RefSeq, a predicted model, not a curated record
AUGGAGAAGAGUAACAUAACCACGGAUUUCAUUCUCCUAGGACUUUUUAAUCACACAAGACCCCAUCUUUUCCUCUUCAUUGUGGUGAUGACAAUAGCCAUUGCUUCUCUGAAUGGCAAUGCCCUCAUGCUUCUCCUGAUUCUCCUGGACCCCCGGUUCCACACACCCAUGUACUUCUUACUAAGCCAACUCUCCCUCAUGGACAUAAUGCUGGUCUCCACCAUUGUGCCCAAAAUGGCAGCUGACUACUUGACUGACAAGAAGUCCAUCUCCCCUGCUGCCUGUGGGUUGCAGAUCUUUGUCUCACUCACAUUGGGUGGUGGAGAAAGUUUCCUUUUAGCAGCCAUGUCUUAUGACCGCUAUGUGGCUGUGUGCCACCCACUGCGAUACCCAGUUCUCAUGAGCUGGCAAUUAUGCCUGAGAAUGACUGUGGGGUCUUGGUUCCUGGGGGCGAUGGAUGGGAUCAUGCAGGCUGCUGCUACCUUGAGUUUUCCAUUUUGCAGGGCUCAUGAGAUUGAUCAUUUCUUUUGUGAGGCUCCCAUGCUGGUGCGUUUGGCCUGUGCUGACACAUCAGUCUUUGAAAAUGUCAUGUACAUUUGCUGUGUAUUAAUGCUCCUGGUCCCAUUUUCUCUCAUUCUGACUUCCUAUAGUCUCAUCCUUUCAGCUGUUCUCCACAUGCAUACUACAGAAGCCUGCAGGAAAGCUUUCUCCACCUGUUCCUCACAUCUCUCUGUGGUGGGACUCUUUUAUGGAGCUGCUAUUUUUAUCUACAUGAGACCAAAAUCCUCCAGGUCAGCUAACAAUGAUAAAGUAGUGUCAGCCUUCUAUACUAUCUUCACCCCUGUGUUGAACCCCCUCAUCUACAGUCUGAGGAAUAGUGAAGUCAAGGGAUCCUUGAAAAGGUGGCUGAGGAAAUGUGCAAAUGUAAAACCUCAGCAAACUUAG